Molecule: messenger RNA, 3571 nt
Organism: Clupea harengus (Atlantic herring)
Lineage: Eukaryota; Metazoa; Chordata; Actinopteri; Clupeiformes; Clupeidae
Gene: xrcc1
Product: X-ray repair complementing 1
Biological process (GO): base-excision repair; single strand break repair; double-strand break repair via nonhomologous end joining
Cellular component (GO): nucleus
Molecular function (GO): damaged DNA binding
Source: RefSeq, a predicted model, not a curated record
ACAAUAGGAAGUUACGUCGGUUUGUGAAAUGGGAGGGAGUUCGGUUUGCAUUUUGGUAGAUCUGUGUGUGGAAUCAGCAUUGUAGAUAACUUGUGCAAUAGUUAUUGAAUUUUACUGAUCACGUAAAAGUCUGUAUGACUAGAAGAUAUUUGUUCUGUUAAACCGUUGUUCUUUAAUUGGACAUUUGAACGACCUAUUUCCCCACAAAGCGCAUGCUGGCUAACGUUAGAUCUUCUUUGCAUGGCUAGGGCUCAUUGUUAGCUAAAACUAGCACACACAACAAUUGAAAUAUCAAUGAGUUUGUUCCAACAGGAGACUGCAUGCAUGGUUUGCAAUGCUUAUAAAAUAUGCAGUGAAUGAAGAAUUGAGUGAACAUAUUGUUAUACUUGAUCGCUUUAGGAAAUAAACAAAGUUAGUUGCCAGUGGGUUAGCCGUUUAACUUUGGCAAGCUAGCCAGCUAACAUAAGCUAAUAUUGUAGCGUUUCGUAAGGCAAGUGUACAUUAGCCGAUAGAGAGCUAUCACAGGACAACCUGAUAAGUCCGAGGAACUUGUAGACAGUUAUUUUCAAUGUUUUACUGAAUACUGCAGAGCGACGAACCACGUCUAUACGAUAAAUAUGCCGGAAAUAAAAUUGAAACACGUCGUGUCCUGCAGCACAGAAGACAAUACGCACAAGGCAGACAAUUUGCUGAGUUCAGACACUUACAGAAAGUGGAAAGCAGCGAGACCAGGAGAGAAGCAAACCUCUGUUAUCAUACAGUUUGAGAAGGAGGAGCAGGUCCACAGCAUAGACCUGGGCAAUGAGGGAUCUGCCUUCAUCGAGGUGCUCGUAGGCCAUUCCACCUCUGUCAAAGAUCAAAAUUAUGAGGUUCUGCUGGUCACGUCCUCCUUCAUGUCCCCGACGGAAAGUCGUGCCGGCACCAACACCAACAGAGUUCGCAUCUUCAGCCCCAACCAGUUGGUGAAGGCCACAGCGCAGGAGAAGUGGGAUCGCGUGAAGAUCGUCUGCUCUCAGCCCUAUAGUAAAACUAUCGCUUAUGGAUUGGCCUUUGUGAAGUUCCAUUCACCUCCUGACAACAGUGAUCCACCUUCCACCUCUUCUCCUAAGCUCACCAAGCUUGGGCAGUUUCGUUUGAAGGAAGAGUCUCCCAGCCUCCAGCCCGGCAGUCUGUUCUUCAGCCGAGAGACGUCCAAAGCCAGCACCACUCCCAAAGUCUCCCCCCAGAAUGACAAGUUGAGUUAUGCUGCAGCAACUCUAAAGUCAGAGUCUGCAUCUCCUACGUCCUCCAGCUCUGCCUCUUCUCAGGCUCCAGUGAAGAGGAAGUUUGAGUUCAGCAAAGAGAGACAGGAGGCCUCAGGCCCUCCCUCCAAGAAGCCCAGUCCUGCCGGCUCCCCUGAGGCGAAGAACAGCACCCCUAAACCCAAAGCCAGACCCAGCACAACACCCAGCCCAAAGGCCUCUUCAGCACAGAAGACGACCUCUGACAAGAGGGAGAGCUCAAGCAAGCCCUCGCAGCACAAGCCGAGCCCUUCGCCCAAAGCCCAGUCCAAACCCAAGCCAAGCACGGCUAAGGACCAGCCCGGCGACCCCGUGCCCCUCAAAAGCAUCAUGGAGGGCGUGGUGUUCGUCCUGAGCGGCUUCCAGAACCCGCUGCGGGGCGAGCUGAGGGACAAGGCCCUGGCCAUGGGCGCCAAGUAUCGCACCGACUGGACUCCGGACUCCACGCAUCUCAUCUGUGCCUUUGCGAACACACCCAAAUACACCCAGGUGAAGGCCGCCGGUGGGCUGAUCGUCUGUAAGGAGUGGAUGCUGGACUGCCACAGCAGAAAGCAGAAGAUUUCCUACAAACGGUAUCUGAUGGAUGGAGAAGAUGGGAGCUCAGACGGGAGUGAAGUGGAGGAUGACGAAGAGAGCGAGGAAGAGCAGGUUAAAGUGCGGAAAACUCCGGAAAAGAGGAAGGCCUCGCCACAGAAGCCAGCCGUAAAGAUCGAGGUGAAGGAGGAAGACGAGGACGAGGAUGGGUACGGCGGAUCCACUGAUGCCGAUGAGCCAGAUCGUGAUGCUGAGUCUGGUAUGGAUACAGAGGAUGAACUAAAGAGAGUGGAAACAGAGAGCAAGCACAAGAAAAGAGAGAAGGGUGAGAGACGUCAGGGCGGAGGAGAGGAGGAUCCUUAUGGAGGAUCAACGGAUGAAAACACAGACGCCGAAGAGGAAGUCGACAAGCCAAUCCCUGAGCUCCCAGAGUAUCUGAAAGGGAAGCACUUCUACCUGUACGGCAAAUUCCCCAACAACGAGAGACGGCUGCUCCAGCGCUACAUCAUCGCCUUCAACGGAACACUUGAGGACUACAUGGGCGAGAAGGUGCAGUUUGUCAUCACUAGCGAGGGCUGGCACGACUCGUUUGAGGACGCUCUGAUGGAGAAUGCCAACUUGAGUUUUGUGAAGCCCAAGUGGAUAUUUGCCAUUAACGACCGCCAGAAGAUGCUCCCUCAUCAGCCUUAUGCCGUGGUGCCAGUCUGAAAAAGGCUGACUGCACUGACAGACACAGACCCCUGCAACUCCCCAACCCUGUCCACUGGAGCUUUGAGCCUCUCUCCUCCACCAGUUCACUGAUCCAGGGGUCAGACAGCCACAUCCAACCAAAGCAGACCUCAGCUGCAUGGAAAUGAAUCUCUGCUCCAUCUCGUCCGACUGUAACCUUUAACAUUUUAGUCAACCGUUAACAGUCAGCAUGCCUACCUAUGCCUGCUCAAGGUCUAUGCAAAGAAACCAGUGUCCUCAAUAUGUCAGAUUUGGUCGAAACAUGACAAGUGUUAAUGAUGUCGGAGAGAUGGACUUGUGAGGGUGUUUUGCCCCUCCCAGAAUGCUAGCCGUGUUUGGACAGACUAAAAACUAGCAGGAACCUCAGGUCUACGAGCCCCUCUUCUACAAUGCAGCCCUGUAAAGAACACAAGUGGAUCUGGAAACAGGGAGCAGGGAGAACUGUACUUUUUAUAUGGAACAUCCAUAUGUCCGUCACAAGCCCCCCCCCCCCCCCCCCGGUCAUGUCACUAGUUACAGGUGAAGUGCUAGAUAGGGUUAGUGUAGACCAGUUAGGAAAGCCUUUGAUCAACCCUGAUGAACUGAAAAUGGGAUGAAUUUGCGUCAUGUUGAAGGGUUGAAUUAUUUGUUUGUCAGAGUUUACAGGUUAUUCUUUUUUCAAUGUUUAUGCGGUCACAAUAAAGCAAAUAAAAUUGAAGUGUGGACUUUUUUUUACUAUUACAAUAUUGUAAUUCAGUUAAAGUCAGUUCAGUGUAAUUCAAGCCGAACAAAGCAACCACAUCACAUUUUAAGACUUAAAACACUAGUCAUUAUAUUCUGUGUGUGUGUGAUUUUUGUUUGUUUGUUUGAAUUGAAUGACUAAUAUUUUAGUUUUUUUUAAUUGUGAUUUCUAUUUGCUCAGUAUGGAGAUAUUGUUUCUGUUCGUAGCUUGUGUUUGGCAGUGCCUUGUGUGCUUACUGUAGUUUCUGUAUUGGGUCUGAAAUAUUUUUGUUACUGUUUUUAAUAUUAAAAAUGGUCUUUAAAAUUUG